AUGCGAAUCUCGAUGAACGGCGCUAUCGGCAUUCGAAUAUCAAAACACGGCGCAGAACAAUGCAGCGAAGUCGCAGCCGCCUCGUCGGCCUACUAUGGGAAGCUCAUUGGCAAGCUUUCGGAGCUCGAGCACGGGGUUAGCGGCGAAGUCUACGCCGUCGACGCGAGGACGCUAUUCAUCAAGGACUUCACCUACGACGGCGAAGGACCAGCCGCAUGGUUCUAUGCUGGACAUUCAAAAUCCGUCGGAACCAAUGGUUUCAAAGUACGAGACGAACGUGGAACGUUCGACCUUUUGAGAAGAUACAGAAAGAAAGACAUAACGUUGAUGUUACCCGAGGGAAAGACCUUGGCCAACAUCAAAUGGUUCUCCGUUUAUUGCGAUGAUUACGCUGUGAACUUUGGCGACGUGAAGAUCCCCCGCAACUUCGAUUAUCCAAGGCCGCAAAAACUUGGCCAGCUGAGCGGCAUACACGGGGUUAGCUCCGAGCCUGUGGUUAUCGUUGAUGCACAAACACUCCUUAUCCCAAGCUUUACUUACGAUGGCGAGGCACCUGACGCCAAGUUCUGGGUCGGUGCUGGUUUAUCGCCGACGCCCCAAGGGAUCAAGUUGCCCAACGAGAACGGCGAGGUAGGGCCGCUACGCCGCUACGACCACAAAACCAUCGUCCUGUCGCUGCCCGAUGAUCUGACCGUGCAUCAGAUCGGACACUUUGGCGUUUGGUGCGAGGCCUUCGCCGUCGAUUUCGGCCACGUCAAGAUUCCGCACAGUCUCAAUGUGCCGCCCUCGCUCAAGAUGCUCGGCGUCUCGCCUCAGUCGAAGCUCAACUGCGAGGUACUCGACGAUAGGCUGUCGUUCGAGGUACGCUGGGCCGUGGCCGGGGACAGCAUCGUCGUGCAGCUGGUCGGCAAACUUGCCGACAACGAGUACAUGUCCUUCGGCUUGUCCGGCGAUCAGCAGCGCAGCGUCAUGGUCGGCGGCGACAUCGUCGUCGCUUGGGUCGACAAGCGCACCAUUCAGGGCUACGCGAUCGACUACUAUCUCGACGCCAAGUCUCAAUGCUCCGGAGGUCGUGGCAGCUGUCCCGAUGUUAAAAUCCAGGAAAAUACCAAUUCUGUGCGUAUGCUCAACGCCGCCAUAGUCAACGGCUUCAGCAUAGUCACGUACCAACGACCGCUCAAGGCCAGCGACGAGCUAGAUCGACAGAUUUUCACCAACGGAUCGCAGGCCGUCAUUUGGGCUAUCGGACCGCUCAACGACAAGCAGGAGGUGAGCUUCCACAGCAACUACCUCAAGGGCAAUCAGUUCAUCGAUUUUGGCCGUCCACCGUCCUGGAAUUGUCCUCUGCCGGAGCUUCAAGAGCAGCAAAGCAAUAACAACGCCAAGCCCAAGAGUUCGGAUCUCCAACAGCUCACCCCAACGACCGUGAGACCGUCGAGAUUCCCGGCGACCCCGGCACCGGCGCCCACCGACAACGCCUGGGAAAUACCGCCGAUCCAGUGCUUCGAGCCCGAGGACGGAGUGUUUUACGCGCAGAUGGGACCCACCGGCGGUAAGCACGGCUAUCCGGCCAUCACCGGCCACGUCGGCUGGGGCAUCUCCUGGUACAUCAACGGCCUGCUCAUCCCGGAGAUUCACGUGGUGCGCAACAAGACGUACACGUUCGUCGUCGAGGGCGGCGACAAUCCCUCCAAUCCGGCCCGCUAUCAUCCGUUCUACAUCACCGACGAUCCCGUCGGAGGUUAUCAGCACAAGACUCCGGAAGAAAAAGCGAACGUGAGCGUGUACGCGGGAGUCGUGACGCAUCGCGGCACCAUACGACCCACUGGAGUCGGACGCUUGUGCCAAUGGACUCCGGACCAGAAUCAACCGCUCGCCGACGCCUUCAACUCCUUCGGCGCCUAUCAGCGCACCUUGACACUGGUCUGCGACUCCGGUGAGCCUGGAUUCGUCACUUGGACCCCCGACGAGAAUACCCCGGACACCGUUUACUAUCACUGCUACACCCAUCGCUACCUGGGCUGGAAGAUCCACGUGCACGACAGCUGCGAGAGCCUCGAUCGGGCCUCGGCGGCGGCCAGCGAGCAGCACGAGGUGUUCGCGGAGCCCGAUCGGAGCCGGGCCGCAGCCGCCGACCUGGACACCGAGGCGAGCGUCCACGGCGCGCCGAGCAAGGUAACUGCGCCCGCGCAAGCCUCGCCUGCGGAUUACGCGAGGUUCGCAGGCCUGGAGCAGGAUUAUCCUGGACUGGGCCGGGAUUAUGCGUUGCGCGGUCACCAUCUGCUCGCGCCAUAUCAUCACAAUAUUCAUCGCUCUAACCCCGCGAGCAAACUAGUAGCAGGUCCUUAUAAACAUCAUCAUCUUCAUCAUUACCAGCCGCAGUUGCAGCUGCAGCAUCAUAGCCAUCCCUCCUCGUUCUUAGACGCCUUCUAUUACUACAUGGGAGGCAACAGCCUCAAUAACAAUAAUCAUAAUAACUAUCAUCACAUGCAUCAUAAUCAUCAUCUUCAUCAUCAUCAUCCGCAACUAACAAUUAACGCUGACAAAUUGCAACGUCGCUCCCCGCUGAAAUACCUGGCCGUCAAGUACGUCAUGGCUAACAGUCCCGCGUCCGAUCCCCGUAAUCAGUUGCUUCAUCAUCACGCGCCUCAUCAUCAUCAUCAACUUCAUCAGCAUCAACUCUAUCAGCAUGUGUUUCAUCAAUCGGAGCAGCCACCGCAGCCGCCUGCGCCGCCGUCUAGCGCAGCGCCCGAGAUGAUCAUUAACGCCGAAACGGCUACGGAGCCGGCCUCGCAACAACAACAAUUGGCAGUAGGCAAGAGUCCAGAACUUACUUCGGAAUCGUACAUCAGCGCAAGACCAGCACCAGCAGCUAGCUCGCAGAAUCUCGUCGUGACCAAGAGCCAAACGCCGAUGUUGCGCCAGCAGCCAGCAACGGCACCUCAAUUCAUCCUGAUGAGCAAAAAGAGGCAGUACCCCAUUUACUUUCAACCGUCCAUGAAGAGGCCCAUGCUGGCGCCGAUCGCCCUGCCCUCCAUGCCCUACAUUCCCAAGCCCGCGGUGGCGUACGAGCGCAAGAAAGCCGUCUACAAGUCGCCCGUUCCCGUCGUGUCGCGCAUGCAAACCUUGAGCAAGCCCAAGAUCUAUUACAAGCCCACGAAACUCGUCAAGGUCGAGAUUCCAGCAGCGGUGCCUGCACUAGUGCCACAGAAAAUGAAGAUCGAGAUCAAGGACGAGGGCUUGACCGGCGAGCUCAAAAGGCCGCUCGUCAUUCCGACCAAGAACAUGGGUUUCGAUCCGUCGAGCAUCGUCAUCGAGCGUGGCUUCAAGCCCAUAUUCAAGAAAUUACCUACAGCCGAGCUGCACGAGCAAAAUAAAAGGCCCGAGCUGAUGUUCCGCGACGAGACGCCUUCGGCCAGCGAACAGAUCGGCGAAACUCUCGGGCCAGUCUACGUUCCGCCGUCCGCGGAAAAGAGCGUGGACAAGAAAGAGACGAAGAAAAAGAGCAAAUCCAUGGGAAAAUCAGACGACGGAGAGCAGAUUUUCGCUCGGGAACCUUUUCUACCGACUCUGGCGACUUUCGCUAAGAGCAGCUACGGAGAUAAGUCGUUAACCACGGAGAGAUCGAGUCAGGAAUCGGCUUCGAGACCCAAGAGAGACGCUCAAAAUGACCACAGCCAUCAGCAUCGCGAGGAUCACGAUCACGGCCAAUCCGAAUCCAAAGAGCAACAGUCCCAGCCGAGCAGCACCGCCGAAAUCAUCAUAGCUAACAUCGAGUACAUCGCUCUGACCGUUAUCCUCUACUUUGCGCUCUAAACAUUUUUGCUCUUGGGAUUUUGUGCUUUUGAGCUUUUUCUGAGACCGGAACAGGCGCCGCCGCGGCGAGUGCGAAUUGUUUUUGAAUGUUGGACAUUGGCGAAAAUUAUAACGCCAUUGAUAAUUCAAUUUUUUUUUUCUUCGACGAAACACCGAUGAAAAAGUUAGAUUCAAUGAAAUCAAUACGAAUUGCUGAAAAACUAUUGAAACUUACGGGAUAACUUUUACUGAUUUUAUUCACCGAUAGGGGUUUUAUACAAUUUCUUGAAAAUCAUGACGAGACUCGAGCUGUUAUAUUCAAUUACCUCGUAGUAAGUAAUGAUACUUUUUAUUAAGUCUGAUUUUCCUGUAAUUUUUAAGUUUUUUUUUUAAAGCAAUCAUAAUCUUUUU
Molecule: messenger RNA, 4206 nt
Organism: Trichogramma pretiosum
Lineage: Eukaryota; Metazoa; Arthropoda; Insecta; Hymenoptera; Trichogrammatidae
Gene: Skeletor
Product: protein Skeletor, isoforms B/C
Exons: 13
Coding region: 1-3816 (1271 amino acids)
Source: RefSeq, a predicted model, not a curated record